Rhipicephalus sanguineus (brown dog tick) is the source of this 4742-nucleotide messenger RNA. RefSeq lists its product as uncharacterized. The record is from RefSeq and is a predicted model, not a curated record. Lineage: Eukaryota; Metazoa; Arthropoda; Arachnida; Ixodida; Ixodidae.
CGACUGGCGUCGCCCGUCGCCACGAAACAUGGAAAUUUUGUGAGUGGGAGUGGGCUGGGGGCACGGUGGUUGCGAGUGUUUUGGGCCGCGAAACCAACUCGAGCACGAUGAAACAACGGCUCCCGACCGCGUGAAAAGCCAGCGAAAACCCGUCGCCUGCUGUCCGAAUGUCCGGUGGCGUCAGGAAGCCAGCGCGUCGCCGUGUUCGGUUGCCAACUCGAGCGCCGCUUCCCUCGACGUUCCAAAGUGACCGCAACCACCGAAGGAACCUCACAUGGCAUGGGUGACGCCGACCCUCCUCCAAGAACCACGUCUCGCUAGUGAGCCGCCUUUAUUACAGGUAAUGCGAAAAGUGGAGAAUCUCAGUGCCACUGCCGUUCUCCGAUCUACUACCUCAUACGCUGUGCACUGUUAGCGUUGAAUCGUGGUGUUCCCCGAGACGACCGAAGAGGUCUCCCGACGCCCGGGCAGCGGAGAAGCUUGGUCCUCGUGUGGCCGGCCACCUCGUGCGAUGAUUCUGCCGUGCGACGUCGCCAGCAGCCAUGUCAGCAGCUCCUCCUCUUCGUCGUCCAUGCAUCCGUGCGCGGUGUCGUCGCUGAGCGCCCCGGUCGGGCCCAUCUUCGCCAGCAUGGACCACCAGCAGCAGUCGCCCGAGCAGCUGAUGGCGCAAUACGCGGCGCACGUGCUGCGCCAGCACCAGCAACAGGCCAAGCCGUACAGCCGGCGCACUCCUGCGGCCAAGCCGUACUCGUGCGAGCAGUGCGGCCGCGGCUUUAAGUACCUGCACACGUUGCGCUUCCACAUCAAAACGACGCACGACAGCGCGGCGCCCGCCGUGGAACCGCGCCUCUCGAGGCUCCGGAGGGACGCGCCGCCGGACCUGUCGUCGCCGGGGGGCGCCUUCUGCGGCGCCGAGCAGGCGACUGACGACAGCCGCGAGGAGGACCUCUCGGUCCCGCGGCCCGUCGAGGGCCGGUCCCAACCGGACUUGCCUCCGGAGUUUCCCCAGGACGCCGCGCCGGCCGACCCGCCGCCGGUCAAGAAAGAGGAGCUUCCCGAGAGCUACGGACCGGUCAAAUCCGAGUCCCAAGACGUGCCCACCACAACGUCGUGCGUGGGCAGCCUGUCACACAUGACGGCGGCCAAUCUGGGUUCGAGCCUGACUGCUGCAGGUCUGCCGUCCCCGUCUUCGCUGCUGGGCAUGGAUGCUUGGCGCAGCAUGAAGCUUCAGGCCGAGGUGCCACUGGCGAGCAAGGUCGACGUGAUAAACCCUCUGACGGAGCAGCAGUACACCCUGUACAAGUGUGGCAUCUGUGGCGAGACACAGCCGAGCUUGCGUGGCCUCUGUGACCACCUGCAGGCGCACACGCGUGCUGUCAAGGAGCAUCACUGCGACAAGUGUGGUGCCGUAUUCAAGUGGCGCAGCCAGCUCCUGGUCCACGAACAGGUGCACCAGGUUAUAGAGGGCAAGGCUGGCCUGCCACCACCCACGGGCCUGCCCGUGCUGAGCCCACUUCCGGAGGCACUCAUUGGUGAGCCACGAGUCUCGUUUGACCAGGCCCUUCAGCUUGGCGCAUUGGCGGGUCACUUUCUGCAGCCGGGCUCACUGCCCAACCUUGCCAUGGGCCUGCCACUCGGUAUGCCCCCGACGACCUCUGUGGCACCGUCCUCGACCUCCUCGGUGCCGGAGUUCACAUCACCACACUGUGCCGCACCGCCACCUCCACCUCCGCAACGUGGCCCCGGCAGCGGCAGCACCAAGGGUGGCUCGUCGUGCCCGUCAUCGAGCCAAGAAGCAGGCAUGCGACUGCCCUUCCAGUGCAGCUACUGCAGCAAGUCGUUCGACCGCAUCUUCUCACUGCAGCGCCACGAGCGCAUCCACACGGGUGUCAAGCCGUGCUACUGCAAAGCUUGCGGUCGUGGGUUCAGUGAGCGUCGCAACCUGCGCCAUCACAUCAUCCGUUUCCACUCGGACGUCAGCCAGCGGGACCAGUUGCGACGGCGCCGACGCGCGGCGGCCGCUAGGAGCCGCGCCGCGGCGGUGCCUGCCGGCGGCGGCGCCAACGGGGGCGCUGCUGCCAGUGGAGGAGACCCCGCCGACAAUCCGCAAGGCUCGCUCAAGCUGGUGUCCUUCCUGAAAAAGACAGCUGUGCGCAUCCUCAACUCGGUUGACCAGAGCAAGGAGGAUGAAGACGACGACGACCUGGAGGACAUGGAUGAUCUCGAGGACAAAGCUGACGGUGACUUGGACGAUGAGGAUGACUUGAGGGCUGGGGAUGAUGUUGGCUUUGCCGAGAAUGGAAGCCCAGAUGACUUCAAGGAAGACCACAGAAUGGAUGGCAGCAACCCCGAGCUGUCUGACGACGAAGGAGCUAGUCCAAUGGCAGCCGAGAUGCCCGUAGCACUUUGCACAAAAGACGGCGGGAGCCCUACUGGCUCGCUUGAAGCAGAUAGGAAGGCUGAUGAUGAAGAGGGCGAGGAGGACAAUAAAACCAUUAUCUAUCCCUUGGAGGCCAUGCCCAUGGCGACAGCACCUGUUGAACCGGCACAGGCGGAUGAAAAAAGUGGUGGCGAUGGUCCUUUGUCCUCGCAAGACUUGGACGCUAGUAAUGAAGAGCUGAGGCGGCCGGCCACAGGUAACAGGCGAAAGAAGGGAAGGCCAAUGCGCUAUGGUCCAGCAGUUGUGGAGACAAGUGAGGACUGCGGUAGUGACAAAGGAGCUGAAGAAGGUACUAGUGAAAUCAAGGAGAUGGGAUCUGAAACUGGUGAAGACAGAGUUGCUGAGGACGAAGUUAACCCAUAUACAAAGGAGGAAAUGGCAGCCUGGAUGCAGCUCGGCAAAGCGGCAGGAAGCAACAGUGCCAGCCGUGAAAAUGGGGAAGUCGGCAACCCUGACCCCGAUGGCAAGGCGGGCACGACGAGCCAUGGGCCAUUUCUCUCGGCAUACAACUCCAGGAUGGACAUGCCCGAAAGACCCAUGAGCCGAGAUGAAGCAUGCACCCCGCAAAUGGGGCCUGAUGGAAAGUUUGUCUACCCGUGUUCCUACUGUUACAAGACCUUCUCUUCUACCUCUGAUCUCAACAGGCACAUGGACUUCCAUGAGGGCAUCCGCCAGUUCCUGUGCCGCGCCUGCAGCUACCAUGCGGUGACGCAGUCCGAUCUCAGUCAGCACGAGAAGACACGGCAGCACCUGGUGCGACAGCAGAAUGCAUGCCCCAGUUGUGGCCUGGGUUUCAACUCCUCGGCCCAGCUCAGUGACCAUGCACUCAGCUGUGGCGCGGUCAGAGACCUGACGGCCAAGGUGCAGUCUUCGGAGGCCAACAACAAUGACCGCAGCUUUGAGAGCAGGAACGGAGACUUGCCGACACGGCUACCAGCGGACGACUCUGCCGCCGGCCACUCUUCGGGUGGUGGAAGUCGGCUGGAAAAGAGUUGCGUCCUCUUGAAGAAGAAGCUGCUUUGCUUCGAGGGGGCGCUGUGAGUGGCGACAUCAAAGAUCUCACUCCCUCUCCUCAGGCCUGCAGCCAUUGUCUGGCUUCUCCGACAAGUGAUAUUCGUAACGGGUCUACAUGCAGACAUUGAACAUCAAGACACACACACACACACACAAAUAACUGGAAUGCCGGUGAAUGACGUGCUUAUAUUGUUUUUCAUGGCUGUUUUAGUAUGAUGUGCAAGAGCACUGUGGCGACAUUCCAGGCUGACUACGGGAGUAUGUACUUUAGCUUAUCUCCUUUUUUUUUUUUUUUUUGCUUUGCAAGUCUGUGCUUUCCCCUGUUUUAGGGGAAGAUGGCCCAAGGAAUACCUAGGUGAAUUUCCUUUGCAUUAAUAUUUUUGUUGUUGCUGUUGUUGUUAUUGCCUAAUCAUUGGCUGGCAGCCUGCUGGCUAUCCCAAGUGGAAUGCGUCAUCAAUUCAAGUUCCUUGGUUGUUGGGUGUGAGUCUUGUGUGAUGCAAGAGCAGUGGGCUUUUGCUUGAGAGGCCCUCCUCGCUCACCCAUCUUGCUUGGGUGCCUGGCUUGUGCUAGAAAAAGCAUUUUUUGUUGGUUGUUUCACGAGUUGAUUGGUUACUUGUUACUUAAUGGUCUCAUUUAUGAGCGCUUUUCUUUCUCUCUGUGUGCAAUCUGUUGAAACUAAGUUGUGUUCCAGAUGAUUUCGUUUGCAUUGUCUUUUUUUGUUUGGAACAAUCCUCAAAACGGGCAAAAUGUGGCUCACCGCUGUGUUCUUCAUGUUGGUGAUGCUCAUUGUUGAGCGGUGGUGUUUAAUGCAUAUGCCACGUGCCAGAUGCGCAUGAAUACGGGUGUUUUUUCUCCUCAGAUUCCAGACGACUCAGGGCUUGUAGUGAUCUGAUGGGUAGAUGCCUCCUCUGUUCCAGCCGGGAACAAACCAAGUCUAGUUCGCUGAAAGUGCCAUGGGCACUGUGCAGUGAAUUAAAUGUCCAGACACGUAAAUGAGCACUUUUUCAAAACAUAUACGGGUGGAUUUGUGUGAUUUUCCCCCCUGCUUGUUUUUAUUUUGCACUGAACUGCAAGAUGUGUAACUAGUGUCAUUGUAACAGCCUGUUAUCUUAGAUAAAAAAUCUGUUUGCAAUAUAUAAGUGGUUGCGCGAAUUAAAGACUGUUGCGCAAUUGUUAUAAAUGUGCUUUGGCCAAGUACACUAAAAGAAAGCAAAAGAACUGUCAAUGUGAGUGUAUUUUAGUGUCUCUGCAAGGCAAUAAACAUGUCAAAGUAUAAGCUUUAUGCUGA